This is a messenger RNA of Strongylus vulgaris, 243 nucleotides long. The record is from the annotation of a GenBank genome assembly. NCBI's taxonomy places the organism in Eukaryota, Metazoa, Nematoda, Chromadorea, Rhabditida, Strongylidae.
AUGCCAUUACGCGGAUUUGACGAUGAUCUGACAUUGCAGUGCCAUGGACGUCUAGUCGUACCGAUGGUGAAAGCGACCAUAGGCUUGCAAAGAGCCUCGAUAGAAGAAGAAAUUGGAUUCGUUGGUCUCGUCCGUCAUGUAUGGUGGGCCGAGAAAUGGGUGGAACGUUCGCGGCUGCGCUUUUACGAUGAGGACAAUUCAAAGCGUUUAGUCACAGAGUGCAGUCUCCGUAGAUGCCCUUAG